Messenger RNA from Aphis gossypii (cotton aphid), 2363 nucleotides. RefSeq names its product histone deacetylase 3 (gene HDAC3). The record is from RefSeq and is a predicted model, not a curated record. Bases 358 to 1659 code for a protein of 433 amino acids. Gene Ontology annotation, molecular function: histone deacetylase activity. Lineage: Eukaryota; Metazoa; Arthropoda; Insecta; Hemiptera; Aphididae. The transcript is spliced from 3 exons.
ACAGAAGCGAAUAGUUAUCCAAAAAUUUUAUAGGACGCUUGAUGAGGACAUUUUGGGAACCAAUUGCAAACAGUAUCUUUUCAUAUCAGAUAUCUGUUACUAACUUCUGAACCUAUAAUUUCGUCGGUGCGGGACUGCAGUAAAAUAAAUUUGUUGUUGCCGUUGCCCGUUAAAUUGUUUACCAUUAAAAAAUUAGUGUUUACUUAAACAAAAUAAGUGCUACAUACCUAUUUGAUUGAAUAUUAUUUUUAUUUUACGUUAAUUUAAAUUCAAGUGAAAUGCGAUUGAAUACAAUCGUUUUGAAGUCAAACGCUGUGUUAUCUACGAAUUUCAGAAUGUUCUAAUACUGCCAUCGAAAUGUCUAAUAAGCGUGUGUUUUACUUUUACAAUCCAGACGUAGGAAAUUUUCAUUAUGGGCCAGCGCAUCCCAUGAAACCACAUCGCUUGUCGGUCAUACACAGUUUGGUGUUGAACUAUGGACUCUAUAAUAAAAUGAAAAUAUAUCGGCCGUAUCGUGCUAGUGCUCAUGACAUGUGCAGGUUCCAUCAUGAUGAGUACAUUGAGUUCCUCCAAAGGGUAACACCACAGAAUCUAACCACAUACAGCAAAUAUUUGAAUCAUUUUAAUGUGGGCGAAGACUGUCCUGUGUUCGAAGGUCUAUAUGAUUUCUGUUCCAUGUACACGGGUGCUUCACUAGAUGGAGCAAUGAAAUUAAACAAAAACUGUUGUGAUAUUGCUAUCAACUGGUCGGGUGGUCUUCAUCAUGCAAAAAAGUUUGAAGCAUCUGGAUUUUGUUAUGUAAAUGAUAUAGUAAUUGCUAUUUUGGAACUAUUAAAAUAUCAUCCAAGAGUUUUGUAUAUCGAUAUUGAUGUUCAUCAUGGUGAUGGUGUCCAAGAAGCAUUUUAUUUAACAGAUCGUGUUAUGACUGUAUCCUUUCAUAAGUACGGUAACUGGUUUUUUCCCGGUACUGGUGACAUGUAUGAAAUUGGAGCAGAUGUUGGAAGAUAUUAUUCUGUAAAUGUCCCUUUAAAAGAAGGAAUUGAUGAUUUUAGCUAUUCACAAGUAUUUAAACCUGUAAUUCAACAUGUGAUGGAUCUUUAUCAACCUACAGCAAUUGUUCUUCAAUGUGGUGCGGAUUCAUUAAACGGUGAUCGUUUGGGUUGUUUUAAUUUAAGUACCAAAGGACAUGGAGAAUGUGUUAAAUUCAUUAAAGAUUUGAAUGUACCUCUUUUAACAGUUGGCGGUGGAGGGUAUACUUUAAGAAAUGUUGCUCGGUGUUGGACUUAUGAAACAUCUCUUUUAAUUGAUGAAGAAAUUAGUAAUACAAUUCCUGAACACGAAUAUCGUGACUAUUUUGCUCCAGACUUUUUAUUACAUCCUGAAGUUGUAACACGACAAGAAAAUGCCAACAGUAAACAAUACUUAGAACUUAUUGUUAAACAUACCUAUGAUAACCUUAAAAUGGUACAGCACUCGCCAAGUGUACAAAUUCAAAAUGUACCUGGUGAUGCUCUUCCUACAGAGGAAUUUAACGCUAUUGCUUUAGAUGAAGUUGAUCCAGAUGUGAGACAAUCACAGGUUGAACUUGAUCGGAGAGUUGAUGCUCCAAAUGAAUUUUAUCAAGAUGACAAAGAUCAGGAUUCUGAUGAAACUAGGUAGUUUGACAAAUUGAUUAUUUAAUGAUAAUUCAUAAUUCAUGACAUUUUUUUCAAUAUUUGUUAUGAAUGUAAAUAUAUUUAAACAGAUCAGGGUGAAUAUGUCAUUAAACUGAGGAAAAUAUAUUUAAUAUUCAAGUUUUUAACAAUAGUAUACUAAAAAAAAUAAAAAUAAUAAUUGUCUUAUAUGUUAUGUCUUACCUGUUCUGCAGUGAUCUAUUUUAUUUUACUGUGCAAUGUGUUAUAAGUUCUAGAUCAACAUUUAAAACUAAAUUAUUUUUUUUUGUUAAUGUUAAUAAAAAAAAAUAUCAUAUUAAAUAUACAGUAUGAUUAACAAAGCAUUGCUUAUUAAUUUGUUUUUGGUAACAAAUAUUAUUGUUUUAAGUCAUGCUUUGUAAAUCAUUUGUCAGUAUCAUGGUUAUCUACUACAUGUAAAUAACUGUGUUCAGUAUUCAUAAUUUUGAUAAUAAUUAUUUAUAUUUAAAUAUUAAAUGUAACUUUUAAUAUGUUUAAAUUUACUCAUAAUCAUUGUAGAAAGAAGUUGAAUGGUUUUUUUUUUUAUUAUGAAGUGUAAUUUUAUUUUACUAUUAAAAUAAUGGAAACAAUUUUAAAAUUAUGUAUCUAUAUGUUGUAUUAUUUCAAUGUAUAUAUUGUUUAUAAAGUAUCAUAACUUGUAAGAUAGUAAAUUAUAAUUUAUUUUUUUUUUAA